GGCGAGCUCCGAGCACCCUUCACUGAAAGCCUCUCUCCCUCUCUCUCUCUCCCUCUCUCUCUCUCUCAAGCUUCAGCUCCAAUUCUCUGCUUUUCCAUUUCGUAAGCUUAUUGUAUACUUGAACUAACAAUGGCGAACCCAGGUCCACUGCUGGAAUUUAUGCCUGUGGGAUUUAGAUUCCGCCCAACAGAUGAAGAGCUCGUGGAUUACUACCUGACCAACAAAUUGAUCGGUGAAGAUUUCGUUCUCCAGAUUAUCCCCGAGGUUGACGUUUGUAAGCACGAGCCCUCGGAUUUACCAGUGUUUUCGAAGAUCAGGUCGGAUGACCCAGAAUGGUUUUUCUUCAGUCCUCGCCAUUACAAGUACUCUAAUAGUACUCGGUCUAACAGGGCAACAUCGCGUGGCUUCUGGAAACCCACUGGCAAAGACAGGGACAUCAAGGUUCGAGGCACCAACAAGAUCAUCGGGGCCAAGAAGACUCUGGUUUUCUAUAGAGGUCGUGUUCCUCAUGGCGUCAAGACCAACUGGGUCAUCCAUGAAUAUCAGGCUUUAGAAUUUCCUGCUGACAAGAGGACCUUUGUUCUAUGCAAGUUAAUGAAGAAACCUGAGAGAGCAGAAGGGGGAACCGAUGCAUUAAUCUUUGAUGAAGGGGAGCCGAGUAGCAAUGUGCCUUCUGACCUUGAAAUUCUAGCAAGUGGGAGCAGAAUCCCGGAUGUACCCUCUUCGCCCUCAAUCAAUCUGGAUUCAAUUUUUCAGACACUACACCCAGCAGAUGAAGUUGACACAGACUUCUUAUCUCUUUCUCCCAUAGUCAAUGGGCAGGAAUUUUCUUUCCAAUUUUCCCCAAGGCUCAAUUCCUAUACAGGAAAUGACAACAGCAUUGUAAACUGGAAUUUACAAACUACUGAAGAGGAAGACAAUGCUGACGUGUUCAUGAAUUCAAUCUUUGCCGAUGAUGAGGAGGAGUUGGAGCUGUUUGAGGAGGAGGUGGACCUGUCUGUGAACGAGGGAAGGAAAGAUGCUUUUGUCCAUGGGUUCAACCCCUCUCAACCUCUGAGAAUGGUGCACUGUGAAAGCAGUGACACAGAUGCAGAAGUUGUCUCUGCACAGUAUGGCUAUAUUCCAGAUACUUCGACCAAAUCUAAUAAAUAUGAUGGUCCAAGGGGUGGAAUCAUGCUAAUUUCAGAGGUUAACAGCUCUGAACCUUCUUCGAACCAAGAAGCAAAACAAGAGAAAAAGGGCAGAUCCUUUCAAUAUGACGUGGACUCUUCCUCUGGGGACUCGACCCCUGCUAGACCACUCAAGAUCAAUCGGAUAAAGCUUGCUAGCUCUGCUUCCACUCUAAAGACGUGCAAAACCCAAUAUCGACCAAGAUCAGCCAGCUCUGUGUCACUGAGACCUGGGGCAAGAAGAUCUCAAACACAUAGGAAGAUUUCAACCAAAGAGGCAUAUAAUGAGGCUCAGAAAGAAACACUGGAGUGUUCAAACAAUAAUAAGAGGGAAGCACAGGUUACUGAUAAAAGAAAUACUUCAAAAGCCGCAAGCAAGGAAUCCUCUGGUGUCGGUCGGAGGAAUUCUUCCAUUCAACUGGAGACACCAUCAAGCCAAAACCUUAGUCCGCCAUUCGUAUAUCUUGGCAAUGUUGUUAUAGGGCUUUUGCUGUUUGUAUUCAUUAUUUGGGAAAUGCUAUCAUGUGGGAAGCUCUGUAAUCCUAACCGAUUUGGUGUGAUCCCUGGCCAAAUUUUUUUAGGCCGUGGGAUGGGACUUGGGAGGACAUUGUAUGAGGAUUUGAGAUCUGAUAAUUUAACGUCUACGCCAAAACCAGAGUUCCUGGCCUCCAUGGCUAGCUCUUCACAGUUUGAGUUUGCAGUGCCAUCAGCUUUAGGAUGCCCCCUGUUGCAGCCAGAAAUGCCUCCAUAUGUGCACUCUCCUCUGCAACAAGAUAUGCCGGUGGGGUUCAGAUUCUGUCCGACGGAUGAAGAGCUCGUCGGUCACUACCUCCACCACAAAUUGAUGGCUGAUGAUCCCUCCAUCCACGACACCAUCCCUGAGAUUGAGGUUUGCAAGUACGAACCCUGGGAAUUACCAGCUGCUGUUUCGUCGUUUUCUCUGAACAAGUCGGACGACCCAGAAUGGUUUUUCUUCAGUCCUUGCGAUUACAAGUACUCUAACAGCACUCGGUUUAAUAGGGCAACAUCGUGUGGCUACUGGAAAGUAACCGGAAAAGACAGGAAAAUUAGGGACCGUGUCACCAACAAUAACAUUGGGAUCAAGAAGACUCUUGUUUUCUACCAAGAACGUCUUCCAGGCAUGAAAACUAAUUGGAUUAUUCAUGAAUAUCAUCAUACCCUUUUCCUUCCGAACCAAAGAACCCAUGUUCUAUGUAAGUUAUUGAAGAAAACAAAAGAAAAAACGGAUGAUGAGCUGGUUUAUGAUAAAAGGGAGCCUAUCUUUGUUGAGUGUGAAAAUCAAGCAAAUGGGUAUAUGAUUUCAGGAGUUCAAUAUAUCUCACAUAUGGAUUCAAUGAUUCAAACACCGCCUGAAAUGGACUCAACCACUGAGAUUUCACAUGAUGAGUCCGAAGAACUUGAUUUCAUCAAUUCAUUCUUGAGGUCCACUCCAAGUAUGGAUGCUCCAGAGUAAUUGGAAAUGGUAAGAAUAUCGUAUACGCAUUCAGACAUGAAGAAAAGGAAACUACUUAUGUUAAAGGAAAAGGAAUUUUGGUGUGUAUCUUUUUUCAAUAUAAUGUUCCAAUGAUUUCGAGCUUGUUCGUAGACAAGGUUUAGUUUAUAUAGCUAGCUAAGUUGGCUUGUUAUAAGUUGUGACCUACUUUGACAUUUGAUUGUAAUUCAGUUCUUAGAUAAUUUUGAUUCGGUGUAACUAGAUCCCUUCAAAUAAAUUAGAUGCUAGUAAAUAAACGUGACAGUAUGUC
Molecule: messenger RNA, 2932 nt
Organism: Neltuma alba
Lineage: Eukaryota; Viridiplantae; Streptophyta; Magnoliopsida; Fabales; Fabaceae
Exons: 12
Coding region: 130-2643 (837 amino acids)
Biological process (GO): regulation of DNA-templated transcription
Molecular function (GO): DNA binding
Source: RefSeq, a predicted model, not a curated record